ACACAAAGUUCAAUUCAGACUCAUACUUUUGUACCUCAUCCACCCACUUUUCUAUUCUCUCUCUUUUUGCCCUAUUCAAUAGGGUUUCCAUAUGACUUCUUGUUAGCCAAUUUUCUGAUGCAAUCAGUUGUUCAAGCUCUAUUGAUCGUAUUUCUAUUUGUUGGUCUGUCAAUUUUUGCUCUCAAAAGAGGGUUUUUUGGGCUUGGGCUGUGCAGAUUCUACCUCCCUUGUGUUUUUCAGCAGUACUCAUGUCUAAAGUCUUCAAUUUUAGUGGAGAUGAUGCUUUUUGCCCUGGUGGGGCUCUAUACCCAAGUCCCAAGGAAUCCAGCCUAUUUCUUUCCCUUGGGCAUCAUGUGGAUGUCUAUUUUCCUCCUUGCAAGAGGUCUCGCGUCACUGCCCCUAUCAUUUUCACUGAAAAGCAGAAGAAGUUGCCUUCCAUCGAUGUCCUACCUGAUGAAUGCCUUUUUGAGGUACUCAGACGUGUUUCCGAUGGCAAAGAGAGGAGUGCCUGUGCUUGUGUUUCCAAGCGCUGGCUUAUGCUUUUAAGCAGCAUCCGUGGGUAUGAAACAGUUGUCUCAAAGCCCAGUCCAUCCUCAGAGACUGAGGAAAGAUCUAUCCAAAGCGCCCCUGUUAAGCCCGUGGACUCUAUUAAGAAGGGUGAGGUUGUGGACCCUAAUGGUGUAGAAGUUGCUGACAUUGAAACUCAAGAUAUUGAAGGAGAGGGUCAUCUUUCGAGGUGCCUUGAUGGAAAGAAAGCAACAGAUGUCAGACUUGCUGCUAUUGCUGUUGGAACUGCAACCCAUGGAGGGUUAGGGAAGCUUUCUAUUCGAGGAAGCAACCCAAGCCGUGGUGUGACUGAUACUGGCCUCAAGGCUAUUGCUCGAGGUUGCCCUUCUCUCAGGGCUCUUUCUCUGUGGAAUGUAUCUUCUGUUAGUGAUGAAGGUUUAUCCGAGAUUGCUCAGGGGUGUCAUCUGUUAGAGAAGCUUGAUCUUUGUCAAUGCCCUGCAAUUACUGAUACGUCUUUGGUGGCUAUUGCAAAGAGUUGUCCUAAUCUGACGUCUCUAACGAUAGAAUCUUGUGCAAACAUUGGGAAUGAAAGUCUUCAAGCUGUCGGUCGUUUUUGCCCCAAGUUGAAGUUUGUCUCUCUCAAAAACUGCCCACUCAUCGGGGAUCAAGGAAUUGCAAGUCUCUUUUCAUCAGCUGGUCAUGUUUUGACCAAGGUGAAACUUCACGCAUUGAACAUCAGUGACGUCUCCCUUGCUGUUAUUGGACAUUAUGGCAUUGCAGUGACUGACAUAGCUCUUAUUGGUCUUCAAAGCAUAAACGAAAGAGGCUUCUGGGUCAUGGGCAACGGCCAAGGUUUGCAGAAACUGAGGUCCCUCGCAAUAACUGCUUGCAGUGGAGUUACUGAUUUGGGGCUUGAAGCUCUUGGUAAAGGUUGUCCAAACCUGAAGCUGUUUUGCCUCCGAAAAUGUGCUUUCCUGUCAGAUAAUGGAUUGGUUGCUUUUGCCAAAGGUUCAGCCUCUCUUGAGAACCUCCAAUUAGAGGAAUGCCACAGGAUCACCCAGGCUGGGCUUUUUGGUGUACUUUUGAGCUGUGGUAAGAAGUUGAAGGCUCUUUCCCUGGUGAACUGCUUUGGUGUUAAGGAGUUGGCCUGUCGAUUCCCUUCUGUGCUUCCUUGCAACUCACUGCAGUCUUUGUCUAUUCGCAACUUUCCUGGAGUUGGUAAUGCUACCCUGGCUGUAGCGGGUAGGCUGUGCCCCAAGCUGACUCAUCUGGAGCUGAGUGGCCUUGUUGGAAUAACUGAUGAGGGUCUUUUCCCUCUUGUGCAAAGCUGUGAAGCUGGUUUGGUCAAGGUGAAUCUGAGUGGAUGUGUUAAUGUUACAGACAAAUCAGUUUCAGCCAUAACUGAGUUGCAUGGGGGAAGUCUCGAGUUUCUGAAUGUUGAUGGUUGUAAAUACGUUACUGAUGCAACCUUGGUAGCAAUUUCCAACAACUGCUGGUUGCUCAGUGAACUUGAUCUUUCAAAGUGCGGAAUCACUGAUUCAGGCAUAGCAUCAUUGGCCGGUGCUGUGCAGCUCAACUUGCAGAUCCUCUCACUGUCCGGUUGCUCUAUGCUGUCGAACAAAAGCUUACCCUUCCUGCAGAAGUUGGGUCAGACACUUAUGGGCUUGAACAUUCAGCACUGCAAUGGAAUCAGUAGCAGUGCUGUUGAUCUGCUCUUAGAACAACUCUGGAGGUGUGAUAUCCUUGCUUAAGCAGAGAUCCGUGCAGCUUACAAAUUUGUUGCCAUUGAAGAUGGGGCCCCCCCGUAGCUAAGAAGUUUAACUAGUCAAGUAAAGUUUCCGUUGGUAGCGUUAGCAUGGAGUUUUUUUUGGUCCAUGAUGUUGGGUCUUCUAAUGGUCCAGUAUCUCAGCUCACUUUUUCCAGAGAUAUGGCUGGUCCUCUUUUUUGCAGCUUCCACACUGAAGCUGUUUCUGGUUCUUCCAGCCAUUCUUCUCCGAGAUUACAGAAUGCUGAGUUUUUGGAUUAAGAGAUUCAAGUCUGGUCCUACUUCUUGUUGCCACUAGUUUUUAGCUUCUAUCCUUUCAUUGAUCAUCAAAUCUUGCAAGGGUGAAGCUUUUCCAUGUUGUCUUAGUCUUUUAUGUGUGUGCACUUGUAGUUUUACCGAGUCUUAUACGUUGUUGAACCUUCGUGUUCAGCACGUGAUGGUUGGGUUGAGAUUGUCUCUUGUUGUUCUGGUUGUUUGGGCAGUUCUAGGUUUAAUGCCUCGCUCUCGUGGGCUUUGGCCAUGGCAGCAGUUUCUUUUCUGCCAUGACAACCCUCUGGGGUUGUUUUUUUAAUUUUAGCCAAGUCCUAGUUUUGCAGGCCCCUCUUGUCAUGAACUUCCCAUGCAACCUCUGUUGUUACUUAUGGAGUAGUUUGUAUUUAUGCCUUUUAUUAAAUAAAAAAAAUAAAAAAAAGAAAAAAAAGUUAGGUUGUA
Molecule: messenger RNA, 2983 nt
Organism: Nicotiana tabacum (common tobacco)
Lineage: Eukaryota; Viridiplantae; Streptophyta; Magnoliopsida; Solanales; Solanaceae
Product: EIN3-binding F-box protein 1-like
Biological process (GO): SCF-dependent proteasomal ubiquitin-dependent protein catabolic process
Cellular component (GO): SCF ubiquitin ligase complex
Molecular function (GO): protein binding
Source: RefSeq, a predicted model, not a curated record